Molecule: messenger RNA, 1009 nt
Organism: Perca flavescens (yellow perch)
Lineage: Eukaryota; Metazoa; Chordata; Actinopteri; Perciformes; Percidae
Exons: 2
Coding region: 59-688 (209 amino acids)
Source: RefSeq, a predicted model, not a curated record
UUUACGUCGUCUCUCUCAGUUGGAGGCUGCGCAGUAACUCUCAGCCCUCUACGGAAAAAUGCUUCUAAUAUCCUUCACUGGUCUCAGUCCAGAGCAACGGGAUCUGUUGGUCCAUUCUUAUAUACUGCCUAUUCUAUGGCGCCGUGCCGCGCUACGCGCUAAAGAGGGAGAGGUGCCAAUUUUCAUCCCUUCUGAAGAGUGUCAUCCAACAGGAGUUUUACUGGCGGAUAAACGAUUUGUAAAGGCAAGAAAGAGGUCGCAAGCAGCGGUAAGAAGUGGUGCUGCAAGAGGACACAGACCUGUACCAAUCCUGGAGGAACUUUCAUGGUUGAGCAAUUUUGUGAAACACAGGCCGACAGAAACAAAUGUUGAGACAUGCAGCCCAGCGAUCAAGGCUUCACAGAUGUGUGGCCCAGCAUCUCUAACACUUUGUGGUCCAUCAGAGAUGGAAGCCUGCGCCACAGAUUCCACCGAAUUGAUGAGGUCCUCCUCACCGUGCCAGUCGACCCCACCACCCCUCGCUAUCCCAGUUUCCCACAUCGCCCAUGCUGUUCCGACAGCGGUGGCAUCCGCAUCAUCUCUCUCUGUGUACCCCAAGAAGGAGGAAGAGACGGAUGGCACACGACGACUCUGUGGUGGCAGCACAUCUGGCAUAGCUCAAGGAGCACAGGAAGAAGAUGUGGACUGAAUUCAAGGAGAGCCAGGAGACGUUUUCACAGCUUGUGACGUCUCCUAUGGGAUGCUUUUUCAAAGUCCUUGUGGACAUAAUGGAGAAUGUCAAUCCACAGGUUCAUGAGAGGCUCAAGCAGAAACUGUACCAGAUGAUGUUUGAGCACACCCAGCAGCUCCCGCGAUGAAUGUCACAUUUCGAAUGCAGAUUUGAAUGCACCUUAUUGCUAAUGAUAUACCUUUUAUAGUCCUACUAUCAUUUAGCACAUUUUAUAAGCCUUCUUUCUUUAUAUUUUCUACUUUAUUGUGUAUAUUUUAAAGUCAUUAUUAUAUUGUUAUG